Fomitiporia mediterranea MF3/22 is the source of this 1866-nucleotide messenger RNA. RefSeq lists its product as uncharacterized. The transcript is spliced from 4 exons. Lineage: Eukaryota; Fungi; Basidiomycota; Agaricomycetes; Hymenochaetales; Hymenochaetaceae. The coding region runs from base 1 to 1866 and encodes 621 amino acids. The record is from RefSeq and is a predicted model, not a curated record.
AUGGACAUCACAAGCACUCAAACAGAUGCACUAGUGUUGCCAGAGCUUUCUGCCGAAGUUAUCGAGGAGUACAUUUGCUUUGCUCGGACCUACCAGGAGGCUCAGAGCUCCGCCGACAACGACGACGCUGUCUCUCCGACCAUCACCGCGUCGGCCUUCUCCUCUCUGGGCUUUGGCAGUGAUGCUGUGUCUAGCACUACUUCCUAUUUGCCUGAUCCGCAUGCUGUCUCCAAGGCAGAGGCUCUGUCGUACUACGCAGGCCUCCCUUCUGAGCCCACGCUUAUUUACCGCACGGGCAAGGAGCAGUGGUCCCUGCCUAGAGGACCUGAGGCCCAACGCCGUUUGAAGGAGCUGCGAGAAGUUUUCGACCAUCCGAUUACGAAGGUCUGGCACCACGACUUAGCCUGGAAGGUUGUUUCUGUUAUGGACGAUCACAAGAUUCUCUUUACGACAAUAGACAUUGUUCGUUUCAAGAAUGUCGAGGUCGACGAAGCGCCCGAGGACGAAGAAGAGGGCGAGGAUGAAGAAACGGUCGAGGCUAAAAAACCGGUCCUCAGUCCCGUCACAAUCUGGAUUGGCGUCUUCCCUGAGUCUACCACCGCUACGGCUGCCCACCAUGCAGCUCAGAGUAUCUUAAUCCUUCUCCAGAAGUACCAGAUCACCGACGUCGAUGUUGACUUCCGCGAGUCCAUCUACACGCGUGACGUCGGUCCUCGGCUUCUCAAACCCGUCGAGGACCUGGACCCAAUUGUCGACGUCGUUAGUCCCCUCACCCCUGCCCUCGGUCUCUGCAUCUCCACCAGGACCAGGCCCAACGCUCAGGGAACCAUGGCCCUCUACCUCGCUGAAGGUGGCGGCAGUGAUAGGCUCUUGGGCCUUUCGUGCCGUCACGUCCUCAUUGGAUCCCAGGAAGGCAACCUCGACUACUCUUACCACCCCAGUGCGCCUGCUAGAGAUGUCCUCCUACUCGGUAAGAGGGCUUACGCUGACGUCGUCGAUUCGAUCAAACUCGCGAUCGCAGACCACGGAAACUCGAUCAAGCGUUGGAGGAAGCAGAUUGAAUCAUUCAAGGAAAGGGAGAAGGGUAAAGACGCUACCGACGUUGCGAAGGCUGAGGCACGUCGGAUUGAGACUGAGGGGUUGGUGGACAAGGCGGUGAAGGCAAUGGGGGAACUUGGAGAGUUGCUCGAUCGGGUCAACAAGGAGUGGAAGAAACUCGACAACCGUGUCAUUGGCCACAUCCUCCGCUCCCCUCCCAUCUGUCUCGGCGUCAGUGAGCAACAUUUCACGGAGGAUUGGGGAGUUUUCGUGGUCGACCGGACCAAGCUCGGUGACGGUUUCCAGGGCAAUAAAAUGGAUCUCGGAACGAAGAUGUCGUCCACCGAGUUCAAGAGAAAGUGUUUCCCCCGCAGAGAUGCUAACUGGGAGUUCGAAUAUCCCGAAGAUCGUCUACUUCCACUUAAGGGAGUCAUCACCGACGACUUGAUGCGUGCCCCCGACAUGUGGGACUCGAACGGCGAAGCAUGCUUGUUGGUUGCCAAGAGGGGUAAUGCCACUGGCACCACUCUCGGCCGUGCGAAUGGCAUCUUCUCCAUUGUUCGCAACUACUUUAACGACAUGUCUAUCAACCAAACCUCGUUGGAGUGGUGUAUAAUCAACUACGGCAACAAGUCGGGCGUCUUUUCGGAACCCGGCGAUUCAGGCUCAAUCAUUGCUGACAUCUCUGGCCGUAUCGGUGGCAUGCUUACUGGCGGUUCUGGUAAGUCCAAGACCCUCGACACGACCUACGCCACGCCGUUCUGGUGGCUUCUCAAACGUAUCCGGGACAGCGGGUUCCCCAAUGCCCACCUCAGCGUCAUUGUCUAG